Molecule: messenger RNA, 5638 nt
Organism: Thalassophryne amazonica
Lineage: Eukaryota; Metazoa; Chordata; Actinopteri; Batrachoidiformes; Batrachoididae
Gene: scube3
Product: signal peptide, CUB domain, EGF-like 3
Exons: 23
Coding region: 199-3246 (1015 amino acids)
Biological process (GO): signal transduction
Cellular component (GO): cell surface
Molecular function (GO): calcium ion binding
Source: RefSeq, a predicted model, not a curated record
CAGCUCCAUCUCUCUCUCUCUCUCUCUCUCUCUCUCUCUCUCUCUCUCUCUCUCUCUCUCUUCUUAAAUUGACACCGGUCUGGUUCGAAACAUGAUAAGAGAAAAACCUUGGUGCGCUAUUCGAUCCGGUUCAGCAGCGAGCAGCGUGCCAGCUGUGAGGGACUAACAGCAGAUCCGAGUCUUUGUGUCAAACUUAACAUGUACGUGCACGUCCUGAUCCGCGCCAGCGUUGGAUUUGUGGGUCUGUGCCUGGUCGCCUUUGUCCAACAGUCUGCUUCAGGAAGUAAAACCGCUCAAGAUGUGGACGAGUGCGCCGAGGCGCUUGAUAACUGCAGCAUCGAUGCCAUCUGCCAGAAUACCCUGAAGUCAUACAAAUGUAUCUGCAAGUCGGGUUAUAAAGGAGACGGCAAACACUGUGAAGAUGUUGACGAAUGUGCGACUGAAUACAACGGUGGAUGCGUCCAUGAGUGCAUCAACAUCCCUGGAAAUUACAGGUGCACAUGCUAUGAUGGCUUCCGCUUGGCACAUGAUGGGCACAACUGUCUCGAUGUCGACGAGUGUUCAGAAGGAAACGGCGGAUGCCAACAGAUUUGUGUCAACAUGAUGGGUAGUUAUGAGUGCCGCUGUAGAGAAGGAUUUCUCCUGAGUGACAACCAGCAUACAUGUAUCCAACGGCCUAAAGUGCGAUCAGAAGGCACAAAAGAGGGGCCGACCUGCAUGGACAAGAAUCACGGCUGUGCACACAUCUGCAGAGAAACACAAAAAGGUGGGAUCUCUUGCGAGUGCCGACCUGGAUUCCAGCUGACCCGAAACAUGAAGGACUGCAAACUGACCUGCAACUAUGGCAACGGGGGUUGCCAGCACAUCUGCGAAGAGACAGAUCAUGGACCCAAGUGUUCGUGCCACAUGAAGUUUGUCCUGCACAGCGAUGGAAAAACUUGUGUAGGGGAGAGGAGCGUCCAGUCGCAGGCAGCCCCACAGCUGUUCCCCAAUGAGACCUGUGCGGUGAACAAUGGCGGCUGCGAUAGCACAUGUCACGACUCGGUGACAGGAGUCCGCUGUAGCUGUCCUGUUGGCUUCACUCUGCAGCCGGACCGCAAGACCUGCAAAGAUAUUGACGAGUGCCGUCUUAACAACGGAGGGUGUGACCAUGUGUGCCGAAACACAGUGGGCAGCUUUGAGUGUAGCUGCAAAAAAGGCUACAAGCUGCUGACCAAUGAGAGAACAUGUCAAGACAUUGACGAAUGCUCUUUCGAUCGCGCCUGUGACCACUUUUGUGUCAACUCUGCUGGCAGUUUCCAGUGUCUCUGUCAUAAAGGUUACGUGCUCUAUGGCCUGGCACACUGUGGAGAUAUUGAUGAAUGCAGUAUAAACCGUGGGGGCUGUAAAUACGGCUGCAUUAACACUCUGGGGAGCUACGAGUGCACCUGCCCACCAGGGUACAAGCUGCACUGGAACAAGAAGGACUGUGUUGAGCUGGUGAAGUGUCCUCCUGGGAUGGUGGCGCCAAAGGCAACUCUGACCUGCAGCAAAACGGGCAAGAAGGAGAGCUGCUCGCUCACCUGCGCUUCUAAGGCUCAUUAUCUGGCAGAGUCCGAUAGCAGUUACUCGGUGAGCUGUGGCAUCCCCAUUCUCAGAGGGAAGACUCCGUCCAGGCUCAACUCCAGCAGCAGUCAUAGCUGUAUAGAGACUUUGGCGCCACCAGUGAAGCAGACAGCUUCUUUCAAGAUUAAAAACGCUAAAUGUCAUCUGCACCCUAAACUGACUGGCAGGACGGAGGACAGGGGGAGGACUGUGGGACCAGGAGGUGGGCAGCCCUGUAGUAACUGCCUGGUAACGUUCGUCAACCUUAAAUGCGACUCGUCCAAGAAAACGAAAGGCCGCCGUGCUCGUAACCCCCCUAACAAAGAGGUAACGCGAAUUACCGUGGAGCUGGAGGCUGAGGUCAAACCUGGGGACACUACAGGGAGCUGCAACCUCAGCUGCCUCAGACAUCGAAUGGAGAAACAGGUUAAGACUUACAUCAAAUCUCUGAAGAAGUCCAUCAAUCAGGAGCGCUUCCUGAUCCGGGUUGCAGGCUUAGAAUAUGAGGUGGCCCAGAAACUUCCCCAGGCAGCUCCCACACAGGAGAACUGUGGACCGGGCUCAGAGAGGGAUAGUGGGCAAUGUGUCAGAUGCAUGCCGGGGUCGUACUACCAUGGUGAGCAGGAGCGUUGUGUUCAGUGCCCACCAGGCACUUUCCAGGAGAAAGAAGGGCAGCUGGCAUGUGACCUCUGCCCAGGCAGCGAUGGCCAUGGACCUGUUGGGGCCAGAAACAUCUCCUCCUGUGCAGGUCAGUGUCCAACGGGGUACUUCUCCAGUGAUGGGUUCAAACCUUGUCAACCUUGUCCACAAGGCACUUACCAACCAGAUCUAGGACGCACUCUUUGCUUUCCAUGUGGAGGAGGACUUGGCACCAAGCGGGAGGGUGCCAGCUCCUUCCAUGACUGUGAAGUCAAAGUUCAGUGUUCUCCGGGUCAUUACUACGAUACCACGGUACACAGAUGUAUCCGCUGCCCAGUGGGGACGUAUCAGACAGAAUUCAGACAGAACUACUGUAUUUCCUGCCCGGGAAACACAACCACUGACUUCGACGGGGCCACCAGUGUAUCACAGUGCAAGAACAGGCAGUGUGGUGGAGAGAUGGGAGAAUUCAUGGGUUACAUCGAGUCUCCUAACUACCCUGGUAAUUACCCCGCCAACGUGGAGUGUAUCUGGAACAUCAGCCCUCCCAGCAAACGCAAGAUCCUGAUUGUUGUACCAGAGAUCUUCCUUCCAUCAGAGGACGAGUGUGGGGAUGUGCUGGUGAUGAGAAAGAACUGGUCAGCCACAUCCAUCACCACCUAUGAGACAUGUCAGACAUACGAGAGGCCGAUUGCCUUCACGGCACGAUCCAGACGUCUCUGGAUUAACUUCAAAUCCAACGAGGCCAACAGCGCCAGAGGCUUUCAGAUCCCCUAUGUAACUUACGAUGAGGACUAUGAACAGCUUGUCGAGGACAUAGUGCGGGACGGAAGACUCUAUGCCUCUGAAAACCAUCAAGAAAUCCUCAAGGAUAAAAAACUGAUUAAGACUCUGUUCGACGUGCUGGCUCACCCAAACAACUACUUUAAGUACACCACUCGGGAAUCCAAUGAGAUGCUUCCCCGCUCCUUCAUACGCCUCAUAAGCAGCAAAGUCUCCGCUUUCCUGCGACCUUAUAAGUAAAGGUCAGAAAACUGAUGUUGCACCUGAUUCUGACCCCUGACCUUCCCCCCUCCACCUUACAGAUCACACUCCUCGCUCUUACAGGACCUAAACACAAAACUCGUAAGUUUACCCUUUUUAUUUGCCGCAGGCUUUGACAACACACAGUGCAGACCUGUGAGCAGCUUUGUGUUUUAGGGGCUUAUUUUUAAAAAUAUACGUAAUUUUCCAUUUAGCACACAUCUGCAAUCCCAAACACAAGCGAUCUGAGGGAAUGUAGAAUACAUGAGUGGGUUUGGUUUCUGGUUUUGUGUAAUGAAAAACUUUUUCAGACAGUAGGAGUGUCGUCUCGUGUGUGGUUUGAGUUUGUAAUUGUAUUUGUUUUAAAGGGGCAGUCUGACUCCUACCACUGAGUGUGACUGUAAGUGUGUUGUGUAAUUCUGGUUUCCACCGUCCACCAUCGUCCUCGAGGAGGAGCACUUCGUUUCAUCCCGCAUCUUUCGAAGCCUUAUGAUGUUUGAGCUCUUAGAGCAGUUUAAGGGUGUUGCUGUUAAAACAGUCAAAUCCAUGUCGUGUCCUUCCGUCCACACUGUAAAGACGUCAUCCAACCUUCACAGUUUGCCAUCUUCAAGCCAAUUAAAGAUGGUUUGUCACUGCAGGACCACGGCGGGAGAUUAAUUACAAACUUGAGAAAUGUGAGAGCUGCAGAAAUGAGACGAACAUGUCGGGGAGAGAGAGAGAGAGAAUGAGAAAUGUCUGAGGGACAUGAUGUUUGCUGCUUCUUUUAAAGGUCACUUUAAUUCUUCUAUCUCAUUGUGUUGCUGAUUUCUACCACACUGGUGGUCUGCAGGUUGAAAACUAAAAGGAAAGCCUGAAACCUUUUCUUUUAACAUGAUAAAUUAGUCUCAUUUUGCCCAUCUGUGGACUACCAGUUUUAUUUUGUUUUUUAAUUUUUGUAAAUACUGAGAAAUUAGACAAGGGUUGGAUUCUGUUGAUUUUAAUGUGCUGCCCACAUUUCUUAACUCCAAAGGCACUGUGUUCCCGUGACAGACACCCUGCUCACAUGUUUUGUUCUGACCCAAUGAAGCCGGCUCUUUCAGAGACUGCAGAACAAGACCAAGUCCAGUCAUUUUGUGCACUGGAUUUGAAACGAGUCCUCAUCCUGCUUGAUGGGUUUGAUGGCAACGGAUUAAAGGAACACCUUUGCUUUGGUUACACUCAGAUUGUGCAAAGUGUUUUUUGGCUGCGGUCUUGAGUCAUUGGAUUAAAUGUUAGUCACUCAUGCUGGGCAAAAAUUGGAUGCAGAAUAUUAAAAAAAAAAAAAUCAGAUUUGUAUUUGUGUAGAAAGCUUUGUAAUUUCAAAACUGACCAAAACAGGGUAAAUAAAUAAAAUUCAGUAACACUUUGAAGUGCAGCUCGAACUGCCCCCACAUCUAAAGCCAACUAUAAACUUCCUUAGACAACCACCAAAACACAAUCAGGGUGUUCACAAAAAAAAACUAAACUGGCAUCAAGCCAGGUACUGAAGGCGGCAUCCAUAAUGUUUGUUGCUAUGCCACAUUUUAAGGGUGUUGUUAUGGAAAACGUAACCCUUAGGAAUGAAAUUAUUCAGGCAUGGAUGUAUUUAUUGUGCCCUGAGACUUUCUUCUCAUGGAUUAUUGUUGAAAAUUAAACACCUUUGUGUCAUUUUAAUGCAACAAGCUAGUUUGGAUCCCAAGUUUUGUUUGGGAACAUCCAGAUUAUGGUUUGGUUUCAGAUCGUUGAGCCAUCAUUACUGCCACAUUGCAGACAUUAAAUGUGUAGUUUGUGAGCUGAUGGCAAAUUUCUUCUUCAGCCCCUCUAUAGAAAAUGACCAUUUGCUAUCUGAUGUCCAUUUUACGGGAGGAGGUUUUGACCUUUAGUUUCAAGUACCUUGAUUUCAGGAUGACAAAGGGACUUUGACAACUGGAGGGUGAUGCUGGGGAAGCCCACAACCAUCUGUUUGAAAUUUGGAAAUGGGGGGGGGCGGCGUCAACUAACAUUCCAGCAUCACAUUCCCAUGUGCCCUUCAGUACCCCCCCCCCCCCCCCCCCACCACCACCACCACAAUCAGCUUCCUCCUGCAACCUGACAAAAGAAAAUGGCUUUUUUUUUUUUAUGCGUUUGCUAUGAUGUAUCAGAGUUGAUAUUUGCACUUGAAUUGUUAUUGCUCAUGUAAAGAGAUGUCUGGAUUUUGUAUUUGUCUUUUUAAAUGAAUGGAGUUGUUCUUAUUUUCUUGUAGCCUGUUUGUUCAUGAAAUCCUCCCCGUUUUAGUCUAUAGACUCUAUACACUUAAACAUUACAGACUGUAAAAAUGUGUACAGACAAGAAUGAAACAAGUUUGUACUCGUUACUGUUCAACACUUAAAAUAAAACAUACUGUACUUCAGCCUCA